Molecule: messenger RNA, 2178 nt
Organism: Iphiclides podalirius (scarce swallowtail)
Lineage: Eukaryota; Metazoa; Arthropoda; Insecta; Lepidoptera; Papilionidae
Source: the annotation of a GenBank genome assembly
AUGUCCUCGUCGCCGAGCGCGCACGUCGGCGAGGCGGCAACCGCGACGCGCCCCCUCGAAGGCCGCCUGUGCGGCGACGCGUCCUCCGAGGCCUCGUCGGACGCCGCCGACGACUUGGAGCUGCCGCAGUGCAAGAUAAGGAGGAACUACAGUUGCACAAAGUGCACGUUCUACACGCAGAACCCGCGGGCUUAUCUUAUCCACACGCGCGACGUGCACUUCGUGAAGCUCAAGAUUUAUGAUUGCGCCUUUUGCGUUUACGCAUCUCGACACCAUCAGAAACUCGUUAGGCACAUUAAAAUGGUGCAUAGCGAGAGCGCUCCCGCGAAGGUGCCGGAGCAGCCGUCGUCGACCGUGACGUCGUCGAUGGAGCCAGAGAAGGAGGAAGACCUAUUUGAGGAAGUCGAGGACUGUGAUGAUGGCCAGAUGGAAGUGGAUGAUUGCGGAGAAGACUUGAUUGAGCGUUUGGACGUCGACGGCGACGUGUCAAACGUUGGCAACGCAGCCCCCGGCACUAAAAACAAGGGCAACUUUUUCUCAUGCGACAAAUGCAAUUACGUGACGCACAUCAAGGCCAGGUACACGAAGCACGUGAAAUACCAUUCAAUGCCGAUGAUCAAGUGCACUAUGUGCGACUUCCGGACUCCUUACAAGUGGAACUUGGACCGUCACAUGAAAAACCACGGCGGUACCGGGAGCUUCAGCUGUUCUAUGUGCAACUUCACGGCGGACAUUAGGCAAAGUUUAACAGUGCACGAGAUGAAUCACCACACGCCGCCGGUCGGUCAUUUGGUGUCGAGCCGUCGGCGCAACCGUGUGGGCGCCAGCGACCUGAGCCUCGCCGAGGAAAUGUCGAACGGGGACGCGCUCAUCGGCAAGGAGGAAGAAGGGAGCGGCGAUUCGCGAUCCUCGCACUCGGCCUCGGAAAUGGGCCUACAGUACACGGAACGCGAAGUAGUUAGUUGUAAUAGUGACUCUAAUGACGCCGCUAACUCUGAAACUUCUACUAAGAAUGAUGUCACACAAAAUGAACAACAUCAAGACUUAAAUAACACAAUGUUGGAAGAUUCGAAAUUACAAAAACAGAAUCGAAAAAUUCCCAGACCAAUUCCUCAGCUCAUACCACUUAACUCUUCGACACCAAAUCAAAACAAAAGUGCUUCAGGACAUUUAAAUAAGAAACCCUUCGAAUGUUCUUUAUGCAAAUACAAAUCUAAUUGGAGAUGGGACAUCACGAAACACAUCAAAUUGAAGUCCGCGAGGGAUCCCGACCACACUGAAGCAAAAGUACUAAUGACGGAUGAGACGGGCAGAAGGAAUUAUAGUAAAUACAAUAAAUUCUUAGCUAUGCCCAUAAUGAAUGAAAAGGGAGAAAAUGAAUUCCAUUACAUAGAUCAAAAUACUACAAUUGAUGCCUCGUUGGAAAUUGAUGACUCCUACGAGGUUAACGAGGGUACAAGCACACCAUUAGAAAUACAACCCCUAAACUUGCAAACUCAACAAAGUGAAUACAAAUAUAAUAUUGACAACAGAAAUCAAGACCAGAAAAGACCUAAAAAAACUUUAUGGAAAUGUAAAAAAUGCAAUUACAGAGAUUCAUCAAAAGAAGCAUUAUUAGAACAUGUACGGGAACAUUCAAAGCCGCUCUAUAGUGUAGAAGAUACAAAAUCUCACAGUUCUACACCUAAAAAGCCCGAAAACAUGCCCGAUCCAGCAGACUUAGCCUACCGUUGUGGGCAUUGUAAUCAAUUAUCGAAUUGGAAGCAUGUAAUUCAGAGACAUUGCAGGCUGAAGCAUGACGGAGUGAUAAAAGUUGUAACCACCGUGAAGCCCAAAGUAGAGGGAUCAAGCUCAGCAAAUGAAACCGUAACUGACAACUGUACUAAGUGUCCCUUUAAAACGAAUGACAGAACCUUACUUAUAAUACAUAUGCAACAGCACCAACCAUCGCCUCAGUCUAUUUUCAAGUGCUAUUUCUGUCCAUACUUCGUCAAAGAUGAGCAGGAAUUGGUUCAACAUCUUGUUCUUCACGGCAUUACUGAUCCCGAGGAUUAUAUAGCGAAAGCGAUGGGUUAUGAAGAACAGAUAGCAAAAUUAAGAAAAGUAAUUGAGAAGGAAAAGCUGAAUACAACAGACGAUAUAUCAAAAGAGGACGGCGGAGGCAGCGAGAGCAAACUG